Eurytemora carolleeae is the source of this 1250-nucleotide messenger RNA. Its product is annotated as protein lev-9. The record is from RefSeq and is a predicted model, not a curated record. The coding region runs from base 6 to 1250 and encodes 414 amino acids. The transcript is spliced from 16 exons. Lineage: Eukaryota; Metazoa; Arthropoda; Copepoda; Calanoida; Temoridae.
UACCAAUGUUGCGACAGCUGAUAAUUCUUUCCAUUGUGUACAAUGUGUACUGUAGACACCACAAAAACCGGUUUAAUGAUUACAGUGCAGAGUUCAGACAUGAUAAGUUUGUGGCCCAGUUCAGAGAUGAUAGUCCAUACAAAACAUAUUGUGCUCCAAGGGAUGAACUCCAGGCUAGAAAUAAGGGUAUGAACUGUAUGAAGAAGUGCACCAGUAAUGCAGAUUGUCAGAAUGACCGGAAGGUUUGUCUGUGUGACAGCGUGUGUGGAAUGUCUUGUAUAAGACCUGCUAAAGAAUGUCCUGAACUACCUGACCCUCCGAAUGGGCAGGUGCAUUUGACCGGCAGAGCGUUCCAGGACAGAGCCGUGUACACUUGUGAUGAGGGCCAUCAAAUAAUUGGAAUAGAGAAAGUAGUUUGUCAGGCCUCUGGUCAAUGGUCCGGUGAGCAGCCGACUUGUAAACAUUCUAAUGGUGGAGCACAUAGUCCUUACUACUGCAGCCAACCUCCAAUCAUUAAGCAUGCUAGCCACAAUGGUUCACAAGAACAGACGUUCUUUGAUCUCGAUACAGAACUUUCUUAUCAUUGCCACCCAGGAUUCAAAAGGGAAGGAUUUGACCAUGCAAAAUGCUUCUAUAUGAAUGGAACAGCAACCUGGUAUGGACCAGAUCUUGUCUGCAAUCCUAUAGAGUGCGGGCCCCCAGACCUAAUUAUGCAUGGAAAAUCCCAAGGCGACUGCACAUCUUUCAGAUGUCAGAUAAAUUAUAAAUGUGACGCGGGAUUUGUACUGGACGGUCGGGCUACAAGAAUUUGUCAGAAUGAUGGAACUUGGACACCAGGAGAGCUACCUGCCUGCCGGCCUGUACAGUGCGGUAUUCCACCAAACCCAACCAAUGGGAAGUCUCUAUUUACAGCUGUAGCGUACAAGUCCGUGGUUGUGUAUGAAUGCAAUUACGGAUUUAUGAUCAGUGGAAAUUCGACCAGAACUUGUGAAUCAGACAAAAACUGGAGUGGACAAAUUCCCGAAUGUAUUGAGAUAAACUGUGGUUUGCCUGGGAAUGGAUUGCUUCCUAACGGAUACUUUGAAGGAGUUCGUGGAACUAGUUUAGGAGCUCAAAUAUCAUUCAAAUGCAUGGAGGGUAUGGUGAUAGAAGCUGAAUCUAUGUCUAUAUCCUGUGGUGCAGACGGCAAAUGGAGCCAUUCUCUCCCUAGAUGUUUGGCCCCUUGUAUUAUUAAUUAUAUAAUUAUCUAG